This is a messenger RNA of Sphenostylis stenocarpa, 1272 nucleotides long. Lineage: Eukaryota; Viridiplantae; Streptophyta; Magnoliopsida; Fabales; Fabaceae. The record is from the annotation of a GenBank genome assembly.
AUGGACCCUCUGGAAGCUUUGGUCGCCCAAAUCCAAGGGCUAUCGAGCACUUCCAGCGACGUCAAUCGUCUCCACAGUAUUCUGAAACAAGCCGAUGACUCGCUCCGGUCCGAGUCAACCCGCCUCUUCCCGCUUCUCACUCAACUCGACCCCUCCAUUCACUCCCUUGGUUUUCUCUACAUCCUAGAAGCCUCCAUGAUUGGUCCGGUUACCAAAACACAGGCUGAGACAGCUGUUCCAACCGUUGCCUCGUUCAUUGGCGCUUGUAGCAAAGAGCAGAUUCGUCUGGCGCCUGAUAAAUUUUUAUCCGUGUGUAAGAGGUUGAAGGAUCAAGUGAUAUUGUUGGAAGCUCCGAUACGAGGUGUGGCUCCUUUGUUCACUGCACUUCGGAAACUUCAGGUCUCUUCAGAACACUUAACUCCCCUACAUUCAGAGUUUCUUCUGCUUUGCUUGUUGUCAAAGUGCUACAAAACUGGUUUAUCUGUAUUGGAUGAUGAUGUUUUCGAAGUUGACCAUCCGCGUGACCUUUUUCUCUACUGUUAUUAUGGAGGUAUGAUAUGCAUUGGACAUAAGCGCUUUCAGAAAGCACUGGACCUUCUGCAUAAUGUUGUAACUGCUCCCAUGCCUACCAUAAAUGCUAUAGCUGUUGAAGCUUACAAAAAGUAUAUAUUGGUUUCUCUCAUUCGAAAUGGACAGUUCUCUAUCAGUCUUCCUAAGUAUUCUUCUUCUGCUGCUCAAAGGAACCUAAAGAACUUCUGUCUGCCGUAUGUUGAAUUGGCAAAUAGUUACAGCACUGGAAAAGUUGCAGAAUUAGAGGCAUACGUCAAGACAAAUGCAGAGAAGUUUGAGUCUGACAACAACCUUGGACUGGUUAAGCAGGUUGUAUCAUCCAUGUAUAAGCGAAAUAUUCAAAGAUUGACCCAGACAUACUUGACCCUUUCUCUCCAAGAUAUAGCUAGCACAGUACAGUUAAAUAGCCCCAAAGAAGCUGAAAUGCAUGUUCUACAAAUGAUUCAGGAUGGUGAGAUAUAUGCUACUAUCAACCAGAAGGACGGAAUGGUGAGAUUCUUGGAGGAUCCUGAACAGUAUAAAACGUGUGAGAUGAUUGAGCAUAUUGACUCAUCAAUCCAGAGAAUAAUGGCACUAUCAAGGAAGCUAACGGCCAUGGAUGAACAAAUUUCAUGUGAUCAGUUGUAUUUGUCUAAGGCUGGAAGAGAGAGACAAAGAUAUGACUUUGAUGACUUUGAUGUUCCACAAAAGUUCAACAUUUAA